AUAAAAAACUUGACAUGCAUUUUAAGUGAGUAGCAAAUCAUUUUUUCCGGAAUUGUAUGUAUAUCAUAUGAACUUAAAUUAUGUGUAGUAUCAAUAUAAAUAUUUUAUAUAAAAUGAGAGAUAUAAACUAGAAACAUAAGGUUAAUUAUACAUAUGUUCGGUUAUUUUCGGAUAUCCAUUCGGGUUCGGGUAUUAUCCGUUUGGGUUCGGGUAUCCAGUCUCUCUUUAUUCAAUACCCGUUCGGGUAUUUUGCUACUUCGGUUCGGAUUUCGGUUCGGUUUUUUCGGAUCGGGUUCGGGUGCCACUUCGGAUAUCGGGUAACGUGCCCACCCCUAGUUGAUGCUUCUGAGGUUUGUAAUCUGACUUUAUAUGUAAUAAAUCUAAGUGUUCUUUAUAGUAAUCAAAUUUUCUGUAGUGACUGGUAAUAGUAAGAUUGAACCUCCUUUGAACACACUAGAACCAAUCAAUAAAACAAUACUUCUUACUAGAUUGAACCAAUCCAGCUAAGUUAUCAGUUCUUGGCUGUCUCUUAGAAACUCACCCUUUUUCAGCAUUCAAAAUUUCAAGCUGUUUCUUGUCCUUUAUGGUGGUGUUUCUCAGUGUACUUGUUUGUCCGAUUCAUUCAGUGUAAAUAGUGAGAAAAAACUUAUCUGUUUCUCCAGGACUGUCCUCUAUAUUCUCUCAUUCAUCGCCUUUCAAGUUGUUCAACUUUUUUCCUCCAAACUUAUUACUUCACUUUUUAUUCUUUCUUAUCACACCGUGGGACAAAAACACAAAGUGGAAUAGUACACGAUGUGAAAUUUACAUGUCACAUAACCACUACCUCUUGGAUGUAAUUGAUUUUGAAGUCUAGAAACCAUAGACCUAUGAAAAUAAUUGAGAAAUAGAGUUUGCUUAUAUCAUUAGCACCACACAACACAACCCAAUGGUAGUAUGUAUAUCAGUAAAAUAUUAAAAUGACUCCUCCCAUUGUCUAUAAAUUGAAGCAUCUCCUCCUUUCAUAUUCCAACAAAACCACACCAACGUCUCUCUCUCUCUCUCAAAAGCUUUCCCUCCCAAAUCUCAAGAACUUCAAAAAAAGUCAGUUUCCUCUGUUUCUACAAAACAGAACAAAGAAAGAGAUGAAGAUGAGUGAUUACUGGACGACAAUGGCUUCUCUAGUCGGCAUGUUAGCCUUCUGCCAAACAAUCCUCCAGCUCGUGUUCCCACCCGAGCUCCGUCUCGCCCUCAUCCACCUCCUGACACGUAUGCGCCACGUGUUCUCCUCCCACACCUACUUCGACAUAACGGAGAUAGACGGCGUCAACACCAACGAGCUCUACAACGCCGUCAGCCUCUACCUCAGCUCCUCCGUCACCGUCAACGGCGCCGUAUCAUCCACCAGCAACAACACGCGCCUCAGCCUCACGCGCGUCCCCAACUCGAGCUCCGUCACCUUCGGCCUCUCGAACAACGACAGGAUCACCGACGUCUUCAACGGCGUCACGGUCCUCUGGGAGCACGUCGUCGUCCAGCGCCAGGUCCAGAGCUUCUCGUGGCGGCCAAUGCCGGAGGAGAAGCGAGGCUUCACGCUGCAGAUCAGCAAGAGAGACAAAGCCCUCGUCCUGGACUCUUACCUCGACCACAUCGUCGGAAAAGCGGAGGAGAUUCGCCGGAGGAACGAGGAGAGGCUCCUCUACACUAACUCGAGAGGCGUCUCGUUGGAUUCAAGGACCCACCCGUGGGACUCGGUGAGGUUCAAGCACCCGAGCACGUUCGAGACGCUGGCCAUGGACCCGGAGAGGAAGAAACGGAUCAUGGAGGAUCUGAGAGAGUUCGCGAACGGACAAGGGUUUUAUCAGAAGACAGGGAGGGCGUGGAAGAGAGGGUACUUGCUGUACGGACCGCCGGGGACAGGGAAGUCAAGUUUGAUCGCUGCGAUGGCUAACUAUCUCGGGUAUGAUAUCUAUGAUCUUGAGCUCACUGAGGUUCAGAAUAACUCGGAGUUGAGGAAGCUGUUGAUGAAGACUAGCUCUAAGUCGAUAAUUGUUAUAGAAGAUAUCGACUGUUCUAUUAGUCUGACGAAGAGAGAGAAGGUUAAGAGGAAGAAUAAUAAUAACGGAUGUUAUGACCCGGAUUUGACUAACGGGUCGGGUUUGAUGGACGAGCCGGGUAGCUCGGUGACUUUGUCUGGGCUUUUGAAUUUUACUGAUGGGCUUUGGUCUUGUUGUGGGAGCGAGAGGAUCUUUGUGUUUACUACUAAUCAUAUUGAGAAGUUGGACUCGGCUUUGUUGAGGAGUGGGAGGAUGGAUAUGCAUAUUCACAUGGGGUUUUGUAGGUUUCAAGCGUUGAAGAUUCUGUUGAAGAAUUAUCUGAGGAUGGAGGAAGGUGAGGUGGAUGGUGUUGUUUUGAAGGAGAUGGAGGAGUGUGUGGAGGAGGCGGAGAUUACUCCGGCUGAUGUUAGUGAGGUGUUGAUUAGGAACAGGAGCGAUGCGGAGAAGGCGGUGAGGGAGCUGUUGUGUGUGUUGAAGGAGAGGGUUGUGAGGAGGAGGAAGAGUGGUGGGGUUAAGAAGAAGAAAGAGGAAGGAGAACAUGAAGAUGAAGAAGCAGAGGAGGAACAAGAGAAGAGAGCUUUGGAUAGUCCCAAUGGAAACAGAGAGUUCUUUGGGUUUGAAGAUGAAAAAGAUGGAGAUGAAGAUGCAGACAAGUGAAGGUAAGUGACUGUAGUAGUCACUGUAGGUCUUUGUAAUGGUUCAUGUGUUUUUUCAUUAAGGUUGAUAUUUGUUCUGUUUUAUUGGUUCACUCAAAAAUAUUAUAAUCAUUAUGAUUGUUAUAAUCAUAUAAUAUAAGGUUUUAUCCAUUUUUGCUAUAA
This is a messenger RNA of Brassica rapa (field mustard), 2851 nucleotides long. Its product is annotated as AAA-ATPase At4g30250. The record is from RefSeq and is a predicted model, not a curated record. NCBI's taxonomy places the organism in Eukaryota, Viridiplantae, Streptophyta, Magnoliopsida, Brassicales, Brassicaceae. Gene Ontology annotation, molecular function: ATP binding; ATP hydrolysis activity.